Molecule: messenger RNA, 2130 nt
Organism: Mycosarcoma maydis (corn smut)
Lineage: Eukaryota; Fungi; Basidiomycota; Ustilaginomycetes; Ustilaginales
Exons: 1
Coding region: 1-2130 (709 amino acids)
Cellular component (GO): nuclear pore
Source: RefSeq, a predicted model, not a curated record
AUGAAGCGCCAAGCAGAAAAGCAAAUUCGUAGAGAGGAUGGCGACGAUGCAUCCGACGAAGAGUCGCCGUCACAGCACUCGAUGCCUGCCACUCCAGCCACAGGCAGAGUCAUCCGCGGUUUGCCCAAGCGUCGAGGCACACCGGGUACACCCGGUUCAGCAGCAGCAGCCGCCGCCACAUCAGCCGCUCCAAUCACCUUCGGCGCUGCAGCAUCGUCCUCGCCGGCAUCAUCUUUCGGUGCACCAGCGGGCUCCAACCCUUUCGCCAGUUUAGGUGGCACCGUUGGUUUGGGUAGCUCCAAUUCCGCCGCAACGCCGGCCGCCACCACAACGAAUCCAACGUUCAGCUUUGGUACCUCUGCUGCCGCACCCACAUCCAGCUCUGCUUCUCAACCACCGACGAAAGCAAAUCCAUUUGGCAGCUUCACUGGCUUAACUGCUGCCAAGCCCGCUGCUGCUGCAGAGAACGCUCCUUCGUCAGCUCCGCCCCCUUCGUUCUCGUUUGGAGCAUCCGCCACAGCUGCAUCACCAUCUAGCUCGAAUGGCUCCAUGCCUCCAUCUCAGACGUCGAGCAUGGCUUCGGGUAUCCUUGGAGGCGUGUCCUCUGCCCCUGCUGCAGCAUCUCCUUCGUCGACUUCAGCUGCCAAUGGCCAAAGCACGUCGUCGAGAGAAAAGGACCAGCUUCGUUCGCUUCGCGGUCUCAACAUUUCCUUCCAGUCCACGCUAACGCAGAAGGUCAAAGAGCAGCUCGAUGCGGAUCCAUUUGCCGACCUCACAGCUCUGAUCGAGUCGUUCCGAGAGCAGUAUCGCAAGCAUCGCAACAGUAUUGAGAGCAACAGCUCGUCUGCUGCUACUGCUGCUGCUGCUGCGACCACAAGCACUACAAGCACGAUCAGCAGCAACGCGACUUCAUUCGAGCCAGCUACCAAUGCCAUAUCUACGACGUCUUUCAGCGCUCCACCUUCCGCUGCUGCUGCUGCUGCUGCCGCCUCCACAUCCACCUCGUCGGCUCUCCCGAGCUUCAGCUUCGGCAAACCCGCAUCGAAAGCUGCUUUCGUGUCUUCGAGCACAGAGGCUCCCAGCGCACCUUCCUUUUCCUUCGCAUCCAGCACGAGCGCUGCCAAACCAGCCAGCUCUGCUUUCUCCUUCUCGCCUCUUCCCACUUCGAGCUCGGCACCAUCCAGUACAACGCCCGCUUCCUCGUCUUUCUCCUCCGGGUCGUUUAACUUUAAUAACAAGUCGAUUGCUGCAGAUGCAAAGGCUCAUGAGGACAAUGACAAAGAUCAAGCAGGACACGAACACGACGAUGAGCAACAAGACGCUCAGCAUGACGACGGACAAAAUGAGGACGACGAAGAAGAUGACGACGACAACGAUGACGACGACGACGACGAUGAGGAUGACGAGGAGGAGGAUGACGAAAUCGAGCAAGAGGAUGAAGAAGACAACGAUAAUGAUGACGACGACAUAGUGGUGACCGGCUCAAAGUCAGUUUCUGAUUCGACGUCUAGUGUCAAGCCACCUUCGUUCUCGCUUCCAGCAGGCGGUUUCUCCUUCGGUGGAAAGCGUGUGGACAGCAGUGUUUCAGAAGAAGACGAUAAGAAAGCAGAGGCAACGCGCAACAUGAAAGGAGCUCCUCAGCUCAAGCUUCCCAGCACUGGUUUCACAUUCGGCGGCAAGCCUGUCAACAGUGGCAACCAACCUGCGGCCCAACCUGCGACACCUUCCACACCGUCGUUCGGCAACAGUGCUUCAGCUUCCACGUCUUCCACGUCUUCCACGCCCAAGGCUGCUUUCACAGCGCCAACUUUCUCGUUCGGCAGUGGCAUCUCUACCACAUCCACAGACAGUAGCCAACCCGCUUUUGGCGGCUUUGGCUUGUCCGCAACCAAGGCCACGUCUUCCACACCAUCAUUCUCGUUCGGCAGCUCGGCGAUCAACAAACCCUCCCCGUCCGGCGCUUCUCCCACGUUUUCCUUCGGCGCAUCUUCCACUCCUGCCAGUGGCGCUUCGAACUUUGCCAAUCUGUCGGCCAGCACAGCUGCCAACCCAGGCGCGUUCACCUUUGGCUCCGGAACCAUCAAGUUCGGCGAUGCGCAUAGCACCGAGAAGAAGGACGAACAAAAUUGA